This is a messenger RNA of Setaria italica (foxtail millet), 2148 nucleotides long. RefSeq names its product subtilisin-like protease SBT5.3. The record is from RefSeq and is a predicted model, not a curated record. The transcript has 6 exons. Bases 1 to 2007 code for a protein of 668 amino acids. NCBI's taxonomy places the organism in Eukaryota, Viridiplantae, Streptophyta, Magnoliopsida, Poales, Poaceae. Gene Ontology annotation, biological process: proteolysis. Gene Ontology annotation, molecular function: serine-type endopeptidase activity.
AUGGCGAGGAUGAGGCCGCUGCUCUUCGUCACCGCCGUCGUGCUCCUGUGCGCCGCCGAGUGGCAUCUCGUGCAGGCAUACAAGAAGUCCUACAUCGUGUAUCUGGGAGCACAUGCCUAUGGCCGUGAUGCGUCACCCAAGGAGCAUGCCCGCGCAACCGAAUCUCACCAUGAGCUCCUGGGAUCAGUUCUUGGCAGCAAGGAGAUGGCGCAGAACUCGAUCUUCUACUCCUACACGAAGAACAUCAAUGGCUUCGCGGCGCACGUCGAAGAGGAAGUUGCAAACCAAAUUGCAAAGCACCCUGACGUGGUGACGGUGCUGGAGAGCAAGAUGCUGAAGCUGCACACGACGCGGUCGUGGGACUUCAUGGACCUGGAGCGCGACGGCCAGAUCCUCCCCGAUUCCAUCUGGAAGCACGCCAAGUUCGGCCAGGACGUGAUCAUCGCCAACCUCGACAGCGGCGUGUGGCCGGAGUCCAACAGCUUCACCGACGACGGCAUGGGCGAGGUGCCCCAGCGGUGGAAGGGCUCCUGCCAGGACACCGUCAAGUACGCCGUGCCCUGCAACAAGAAGCUGAUCGGCGCGCAGUCCCUCUUCCACGAGCCCGUCACGCUGGGCUCCCUCCACGCCGCCGCCCGCGGCAUCUCCGUCGUCUGCUCCGCCGGCAACUCGGGGCCCUACGACGACACUGUCGUCAACGCCGCGCCGUGGGUCACCACCGUCGCCGCCAGCACCGUCGACAGGGACUUCCCCAACGUCCUCACCCUCGGCAACAGCGUGCACAUGAAGGGGAUGAGCCUGGAGUCCACCACGCUGCACUCCAGCCAGCUCUACCCGAUGGUCGACGCCAGGCACGCCGGGACCGCCGGCACCAGCCCGUACGCCGCCGCCGACUGCGGGAUGGGCACGCUGGACCCCGCCAAGGUGAAGGGCAAGAUCGUCGUGUGCGUCCGCGGCGGCGACGUCCCGCGAGUCACCAAGGGGAUGGCCGUGCUCGACGCCGGCGGGGUCGGGAUGAUCCUCGCCAACGACAGGAUGGACGGCGACGACAUCGUCGCCGACCCGCACGUGCUCCCGGCCACCAUGAUCACCUUCAGCGAGGCCGUCGCGCUGCACAACUACUUGACGUCGACGGACAACCCCGUGGCGAACAUCUCGCCGUCCAAGACGGAGGUCGGCGUGAAGAACUCGCCGUCGAUCGCCGGCUUCUCCUCCCGCGGGCCCAGCGGGACCUUGCCAUCCGUCCUGAAGCCCGACAUCGCCGCGCCGGGGGUAGACAUCCUGGCCGCGUUCACCGAGUACGUCGGCCCAACGGAGCUCGCCUCCGACAAGCGCCGGUCGGAGUACGCGAUCCUGUCCGGCACGUCCAUGGCGUGCCCGCACGUCUCCGGCGUGAUGGGGCUCCUCAAGGCGGCGCGCCCGGAGUGGAGCCCCGCCGCGAUGCGGUCGGCGAUCAUGACCACCGCGCGCACCCAGGACAACACCGGCGCGCCGAUGCGCGACCACGACGGCAAGGAGGCGAACGCCUUCGCCUACGGCGCCGGCAACGUGCACCCGAACCGCGCCGUCGAUCCGGGCCUCGUGUACGACGCGGCGCCCGAGGACUACUACAGCUUCCUCUGCUCCAUGGGGUUCGGCACGGCGGACAUGGGGCGGCUCAGCGCCGGCAAGUUCGCGUGCCCGGCGAAGGCGCCGGCCAUGGAGGACCUCAACUACCCGUCCAUCGUGGUGCCGGCGCUGCGCGGCACGCAGACGGUGGCGCGGAGGCUCAGGAACGUCGGCCGGCCGGCAAAGUACCUCGCGUCCUGGCGCGCGCCGAUCGGGAUCACCAUGGAGGUGAAGCCGGCGGUGCUGGAGUUCAGCAAGGUCGGCGAGGAGAAGGCGUUCAACGUGACGGUGACGUCGCAGAAGGACAAGAUCGGGAUGGGCUACGUGUUCGGGAGGCUCGUCUGGACGGAUGGGACCCACUAUGUCAGAAGUCCCGUCGUGGUCAAUGCCUUGGCGUGAGGCGAGCUCCGGGUUUUCGUGCUAUGAGCGGGAGCGGCGAAGGGUGUGUGCGUUUUUUUAAUGAGUAUGAAAUUGUGCCUAUUUCAUCGAUAGAGAAGAAGAGUUACAAAUCGAUAGCCGGCCACAAGUACAAGAAUUUAU